Messenger RNA from Medicago truncatula (barrel medic), 1652 nucleotides. Its product is annotated as 2-oxoisovalerate dehydrogenase subunit alpha 1, mitochondrial. NCBI's taxonomy places the organism in Eukaryota, Viridiplantae, Streptophyta, Magnoliopsida, Fabales, Fabaceae. Gene Ontology annotation, molecular function: oxidoreductase activity, acting on the aldehyde or oxo group of donors, disulfide as acceptor. The transcript has 9 exons. Gene Ontology annotation, biological process: branched-chain amino acid catabolic process. The record is from RefSeq and is a predicted model, not a curated record. Gene Ontology annotation, cellular component: oxoglutarate dehydrogenase complex. The coding region runs from base 144 to 1550 and encodes 468 amino acids.
CACGUCUUUGCUGUCGAGACAAGAGACAACGUACUCAGAUAAGAAGAAAAUAAUGGCUGACUACUAGAAUUUGUCCUUUUCCCAUCAUAAAUUUUUCUAUUAUAGCAUUUUCAUUUCCCUGUGAAAUUUUGACUGAAUAGAAUAUGGCAUCCUUGUUAUUGAGAAGGUCUAAGACCUUAUUAGUUCCUAAUCACCAGCACCUUCAAAGUAAGCUAGCUAGCUUGUUACUAGGAUCAGGAUCAACAUUCAUCAACCGCCACUCUUCUUCUCAGCCAUUUGUUGCAUCAUCAUCGCGUUAUGAAUCCACAAAAGCCCAGGCACAGUUGGAUUUGCAGCAUGUCAUCCACGAUGACCAUCAUGAUCAGUUCAUCGAUUUUCCUGGAGGGAAAGUUGGAUUCACUUCUGAAAUGAGAUUCAUUUCAGAUGCUUCUCACAAAAGGGUUCCUUGUUAUCGAGUCCUUGAUGAAGAUGGUGAGCCCAUGAAACACACCAAUCAUGUUCAGGUUAGCAAAGAAAUGGCUGUGAGGAUGUAUUCUGAGAUGGUCACUCUUCAAACUAUGGACAGCAUAUUCUAUGAGGUACAGAGACAAGGAAGAAUUUCCUUCUACCUCACUUCAAUGGGAGAAGAAGCAGUUAACAUUGCAUCAGCAGCUGCACUUUCUUCUGAUGAUAUUAUCUUGCCUCAGUACCGUGAGCCUGGAGUUCUGCUAUGGCGCGGUUUCACUCUGCAACAAUUUGCUCAUCAAUUAUUUGGAAACACAAAUGAUUUUGGUAAAGGAAGACAAAUGCCUAUACACUACGGCUCUAACAACCACAAUUACUUCACAGUCUCAUCCCCUAUUGCAACACAACUUCCUCAAGCUGUAGGCGCUGCUUAUUCGCUUAAAAUGGACGGAAAAAGUGCUUGUGCAGUAACUUUUUGUGGGGAUGGAGGUACUAGUGAGGGAGAUUUCCAUGCUGGUAUGAAUUUUGCAGCAGUAAUGGAGGCACCAGUUAUUUUUAUUUGUCGUAACAAUGGAUGGGCCAUCAGUACCCCUGUCGAAGAACAAUUUCGAAGUGAUGGUAUUGUGGUGAAAGGUCAAGCUUAUGGAAUAUGGAGUAUUCGAGUAGAUGGAAAUGAUGCACUUGCUGUUUAUAGUGCAGUUCAUACUGCACGUGAAAUUGCUAUAAAAGAACAAAGACCAGUCUUAAUCGAGGCUCUUAGUUAUAGAGUAGGACACCACUCUACAUCUGACGAUUCAACGAAGUACAGACCAAUUGAUGAGAUCGAAUAUUGGAAGAUGGAAAGAAAUCCUGUGAAUAGAUUCAAAAAGUGGGUUGAAAGAAAUGGUUGGUGGAGUGACAAGGAUGAAUUGGAGCUUAGAAGCAGUGUCAGGAAGCAGUUAAUGCAGGCUAUUCAAGUGGCAGAGAAAGCACAAAAACCUCCACUUGAGGACAUGUUUACUGAUGUCUAUGACAAACUUUCAUCAAACCUUGAGGAACAAGAAAGAGAACUUAGAAAAGUCAUUGAGAAGCAUCCCAAAGAUUACCCUUCUGAUGUUCCUCUGUAGAUAUGAUCAACUCAAAACCAUAUGUACUCAAAUUCACAUUUAGAAUGUAUAAUAAAGUUGGAGGCUGCAUGCAUAUUCUUCUGAUUACUUUUUAUUUCGAAA